AUGGCAAAGGAGACCCUCCGGGCAGCCUGUCUGCUGCAGAUCCUCUUCUCACCCCUCUUCCUGGCUGCAGAGGGACGGCAAACAGGCGUCUCCAGCGGCCUGCAAUGUCUGAACAAUUAUGGGCCUCCCAGGCGUAGAGUGAAUUGCACGUGGCACCGGAAUCCGGCCAUGGGAGAGGGAGCGUUCUACCUCCGUUUCUCCGACACCUUCCAGCGGAGUGGCCUCGGGCAGAGUGACCUCGUCUGCCGGCUGUCGCCCUCCGAGGAGAGACGGGGCGAGUUCAGCUGCUUCGCGGAGGGACCGGGAUACUUUGGGGAGAAUGACGAGUACACAGUCUCUUUGCAUGGCGACAACUACACCUUGGGGGAAAUGGUUGCCCACGCUGCCUGGGAGGAGGCUUACCACCCCAUGCAGAACAUUAAAUGCGAUCCGCCCUACGGCCUCCGGAGCAACAUGAGCGGCAGCAAGUGCCUGAUCGAGUGGAAGAUGCCAGAGGCCUACGUGGACAUCUGGAAGGACAUGCAGUGGCAGCUGCAGUUCAGGGCCGCCCCCGUCCCCUGGGAGCAAGCAGAGAACAAGACCGUGGACACCAGAGAAACGUCGAUGGAAAUAGACGGCUCCGAGUUCGCGCCAGGCGCCAGCUACGUUGCCAGAGUGCGCUGCAAAACCCCCGACCGCAAGAAGCAGUACGGCAGCCAGUGGAGCGAGUGGAGCAGCGAGACCGAGUGGAGCGUGCCCCCAGGGCCUCUGCUGCGGAGGGAGGAGUCUCUGGUGCUGCCGGCCCUCCUCCUCGCCUCCGUCCCUCUCUGCCUCCUUGGCGCCCUGCUGUUUCUCCUCCUGCUCGCCGGCUUCUACCCGAGGAUCAAGAGCCGUUGCUCGGCCAGCACCCCCAACCCCGCGGCCUUCUUCCUGCCCCUCUACGCCUCUCACAACGGGGACUUCCAGGCUUGGAUCGGCCUCAGAGAGCAGGACGUCUGGCUGAGAGGCGGCGGCGGCGGCAGCAGCACUGAUCCUGGCAAGGGCGCUGGGCCUAGCCUGGUGACCCCCAGGCCCCUGGAGGCCAUCUCCCGGCUCUCCUCCUUCAAGCGCCUCUCAGAAGCGGAGCUGCCGUCGGAGGAGGAGAGAGCCCACCGCCCCUUGCUCGGUGCUCCAGAGCAGCAGGCCCAAGCCAGCAACCCCGCUGUCAUGCAAGGGGAAGGACAGGCCCCGAUCCCGCCCGGAAGAGCCCCUCUCCUCCCUGAAGGCCUGGAGGCCACAGGUGAGGGCUUUCCUUACCUGCCGUACAAGAACUCCCUGUUUGUGGAGCGGGAGCCGCAGGAGACGGAGAUCCUCUCCCCCUGCAGCAAAGCCUCUGCCUCGUGGGGCACCAGCAGCACCUGCCCUGUGGCGCCCGUGUAGUGGAUCCGAGAGGAGAGGCCGAGCAGGGCGGAGGGAGAGAGGCUUAUAACGGCUGGCGCGGCUCUCUGCAAGCAGGCUCUGGCUUUCCACCCCACGCCCUUUUGCACAGCCAGGCUGACUCCUGAGAAUAAUGGCCUCUCUCUCGCGACCAGUCACUGAAGAGACGAGCAUUUCGGAAUGCUGGCCGCUUGCUGAUACCCAAAGCAGGCUGGCUGGUACCUGGGACUGAAAAAGGUUAGCAAGCCAUCCUGGGUGGCUGCAGAAUCCUGGGAGCUUAGGGGCAAAGAAGCAAACCUGAGCCCAUUCGCCCUGUGAGAAGACAGCCAGCGGUGACGCGACGGGGGGGGGGGGGGGACCCCCGGGGGGGG
Messenger RNA from Gekko japonicus, 1766 nucleotides. Its product is annotated as interleukin-9 receptor-like. The coding region runs from base 1 to 1398 and encodes 465 amino acids. Gene Ontology annotation, molecular function: protein binding; cytokine receptor activity. Gene Ontology annotation, cellular component: membrane; external side of plasma membrane. The transcript is spliced from 8 exons. Lineage: Eukaryota; Metazoa; Chordata; Lepidosauria; Squamata; Gekkonidae. Gene Ontology annotation, biological process: immunoglobulin mediated immune response; cytokine-mediated signaling pathway. The record is from RefSeq and is a predicted model, not a curated record.